AUGGAGUUCGCCAAAUGUAUAUCACGUCUCAUUUAUAUUUCUCUCAUUGUAUUGCGCGUACCUCUAACAAAGACCACCACCACGCCAUUUCCGCCAACGAUCGAAUCUACCAUCGAGUCUACUGUCGUCGACUUGAGCACGACGCAGGAGCAGGGCGAGGUAGAGAUGCCAAGGGUACCGCUGACCGAGCAGGUUAUGGAUCACAACAUACGGGUGAGCGACGUGCCCGACGUGGACCCGGAGGCGACGGACGUGCCGGAUUCCAGCUUGGACAGGAACCAGGUGAUCCGCGACGUGGCGUAUUUCAUUCGCGCCCACAAGUUCCACGACUACGAUCAUCGGUACUACAGGAGCGCGGAGGAGGCGACGAGCAGGCUGUACGAGGAGUUCCCACGACCCGGUCUGAGAUCCCUGCACUGGGAGGUGCGUAAGCACUGCGAGGCGAGUUUCGUCGAGUGCCUCAAGUAUCUCGAAAGGAUCAUUAGGCUCACGGCUCUCAGGCGCGAGGACGACACCGUCACGGUCGUGAGGGAGCAGAAGUGGAACCUGGCGAACAAUAGCGAGCAGAUGCUGGCCGCUCAACGAGACUGCCAGGUAGCCCAAAGACGGGACAAUCUCACCGCAGCACCGUUUCAAGGUCCAAUCGAACGCUUCCAAUGGCGCACCACCGUCAGCUAUUAUAUGUGCUGGUACACGAUGCUGGGCGUCCCGGACUUAGCUACCUUCGGCGAGCCCUGUGACAAUCACGCCAACUGCCUUGAUGAAUAUGGCGUUCAUAACAAGGAUCCACGAGCGGACGACACGAAAUCGUACGCCUGCGCCCUGUACAGCUUCUGCCCGGACCAUUGUUGCCCCAUGAAGCACAUCCGGUACAUGAAAGACUGUUAUCAGUCGCAGAGCAACCCUUGCUACGCUGAGAAUCAACCAGCGCAUCGAAAAUGCACGCUAAACCGAGACGAGAAUCGCGACUUCCAGGCGCUCAGGGCGAAUCAGAUUAACGUGAGUUGCGAAUGCCAUAAGCGCGGCCACGAGUGGUCCUCCAGAUUCGGGCUGUGCAUCGACGUGAACGAGUGCGUCCGAGGUACGCAUAAUUGUACGCGGAACGUCAGCGAGAGUUGCCUGAAUAUGCCCGGUCAUUACGUCUGCGUCUGCCGACUUGGUUACGUCUACGAUCCGGAAAUGAGACAGUGCGUUCACAGUCCGGACAUUGAGAGAGCGUUAAAGGGCUACGUGGAAGAAUCGAAGGCCGCGAAAAGGAGAGGUCUGUUCGAGAAGAUCGUCCGGACUAUUACCAGAUCUCCCGGAAGUAGCUACAUUCAUGGCUAUGAAGUCAAUUUUUCAUUGAUUUUAAUUCUGUUGAUCUGCAGUGUCAUAUAAACCUACCAAUCGCUUCUGCUUCUUUAAUUAAAUAUAAGAAUUUAACGGUUUGUCUGUGUAAUAUUAUAAAUUGAAUGUAUGCUUCUCGGCCAAAAAGUUAUUUAUGUUCGUUGAAAAAUAUUCAUGACAUAGAACAUGUGACAAUAAUCUAGAAUUUUUUUUAAAUGUUUUUAAUU
Molecule: messenger RNA, 1553 nt
Organism: Wasmannia auropunctata (little fire ant)
Lineage: Eukaryota; Metazoa; Arthropoda; Insecta; Hymenoptera; Formicidae
Exons: 3
Coding region: 1-1377 (458 amino acids)
Molecular function (GO): calcium ion binding
Source: RefSeq, a predicted model, not a curated record